UUUUUCUUUCGACUGGUGAGCAUUGCGCGCGGACAAAUCGCUGGAUCCCCAAACAUUAAAAAAUACAAAUAACGCCGUGCAAAAAGAAAGAAACAACGAGCGUUAGCCAUUAAAUAAACAUAGAACCAGGCUUGUUUUCUGGCAAUAAUUUAAAUUUCAGCGUCGAGACGAAAACAAAGUCGCGGUCCCUCCGCAAAAAGCAAAAAAAAAAAACAGUAAACAAAAACAAACACUCGGAUCAACAACGAUAUUAGUUCCAAUUUAGUUUUAUUUCGCAGUGAAAAGCAAAAUAUAACAAAACUUUGCUUUUGUUUUUUCGCCGCUUUUUUCGUAGUUUUUUGUUGUUUUUCGUUAUUUUUGCGGCGCGUCGCUUGACGUUUUAUGUGUGUGCGUGCGUGUAAAUGUAGGUACGUGCAUUUGUGUGUCUGUGAGUUUGAUUUAAAUAAAUUAUAAGUUCAGCAAGCAAAAGUAAAAGAAAACGCAAGUAAACUGUGAAAAAUAAAAUAAAUUAAAUAAUCAACAAGUCUAUUAAGGCGCCAAAACGAAAGUGAAACCCUUGAAAAAGUGACACAAGAAAAGUGAAGUGCGGGUGAAGAAAAAAAAACAAAACAAAACCAGGAGAAGCGUGUUUGCCACCAAUUAGCUGAACCGCCAAAGUCACGUGACAAUGGAGUAAGAGUCUUUUUACUCGACAAUCAUGUCGCUGCGAAGCAACAAGUUGCAGAGCCAACAGUCGACGGCCAGCAACAACAGCAACGGAAGCAGCAACGCACAGCAGCAACUUCCGCCGAUGGCGUAUCAGCAACAGCAGCAACAAUUGCUGCAACAGUUGCAGCAGCAGCACAAAUUCCAGGCGCAACAGAGGGGCAACACCAGUCGAAAUAAUCUGGCCACUUUGGUGGCCGCCAUCAAUGGACAUGAUGGUCAAAACUCGCCCGUCAGCAGUGCUGGCUAUCAAUUGUCACCGGCCGCGGCUUCUAGGGUGGCCCAUGCCCCACCCCAUUCGCCAUUGGGUCCACCCUCGUAUUCGGCGGCCACUGCCCAGUCCGCAUUUACAUACUACGGACAGCAUCAGCAGCAGCAGCAGCAACAUCAUCAGUUGCAAUUAAACCACAAUUACCAGCAACAGCAGCAGCAACAAUUGCAGUUGCAACAGCAACAGCAGCAGCAGCAGCAACAGCAACUUCCACCGCCCGAUCUCACCGAUGGCAUUGAUCAUCCCUCCGCCCAGGCUGCCACGCCCCCGGAUUCACCAAACGCCCAAUCUGCCGGUCAAUCGGAACUGGAGCAACAACUCUGUGUCGUGGCCAAAAUGCAGAAAUCGGUGACCAUCACAGUCACACCGCAACGCAGCAAUUCCAUGGAUUUCCUCAACUUUGAGGAGAAGCGACAGCUCAUUGCCUCGUCUUUGUCUCUGUCGGACAUAUUGCACAGCAGCAAUGCCCAACAGCAACAGCAAGCGGUCAAGGAUGGACUGGCUCUCAAUGGCGGGCAGUGCGCUAAGAAACAGAAUGGAGCUGCCAUACGCACAAAUAGUUUGGGAUCGGGCACUAGAACACCGCCCUUGGAAAGGAAAAGCAAACUUAGUGCGCUGGGCAGAUUCUUUAAGCCCUGGAAGUGGAGGCGGAAAAAGAAGAGCGAGAAGUUCGAGGCGGCCUCCAAAUCGCUGGAGCGUAAGAUAUCUGUGCGUGCCAAUCGUGAUGAGCUAGUGCAAAAGGGGAUUCUAAUGCCAGAGAGUCCCCUGGGCAAUAUUCCAGAACCAGGCGAGGAGUCGUAUUACAACAGCAGCAACAGUGGAGCCACCGCCAAUGGAUCCCUGCUCAACUCAGCCGUCCACAACAAUUCCAUGAGCCAGGCCAACAAUUCCAUAAAUGCCACCACCUACGGCACCGCCGGCAAUCCGCUCAUCUCCGCCGCGAAUCAGAAUCAGAAUCAGAACCAGAACCAGGGACUUCCCAACUCGAUCUCGGUGCAGCAGUUCAAUAACGGACAAAAUCCGCAGAAUUCCAUGGCCAAUGGCCUUGUGGUUGGCGUCGGCGUCGGCGUAGUGGGUGGCGGCGGCGAUGGCUCCUCGGACACCUCGUCGCUAAGCGGUGGAGUCCCCCACUCCCAGUCGGCGCCACAACAACUGGGCGUGGGUCAGCCACCGCCGCCACUAACACCACUCGCCCAGCACCACCAGGCGUUGGCCCAGCAGCUGCAGCAGCGAUUCGCCAUCAGCAACAAUAACGAACCAAGAAAAGACAAGACUGAUGCACAACAACAACACGGAGGCAAUGGCACAAUAUCCACGCCCAACAUCGAGCAGCCCACCUGCCAGGGCUCGAUGCUCCCGCCCCCGGGCGGUGGUGGCCUUCACCAGGCGGACGGCAGUGGGAGUGGCAAGAUGGAGCGACCGAACACGCUCGCCGGCGCCAAUAAGCUGACCCGUCGCGGGGUCAACAUCUGCUACCACAACGAGCACAUGUAUGGCGAAGAUGGAAAAAUGGUGGGUGGUCCGCCGGGCAGCACUCCGCCCCCCUAUCCGGGUGGCAAAUUGCCGCCGGGCGUAAUGCUCAGCGAACUGCCAGAGCCGCCGAUUCCGCUGUCGGAGAUCGGACCGAUCCCACCGCCCCCGAUGUUCUCCACUCCCAGUCCCACGCUCAUCGCGGGACGACCUCAUGGGCCCGGUGCCGUCAACGAUCAGGAUUACCAGCAGGACUACGACUACGAUGAUCACGAUCCGGAUCAGGAUGAGCUUGACUCGGAUGACGAGUAUGCCCCGUAUGGUGGCAAUCAAGUGCGCAUGAUGGACACGCAGCGCGUCGAGGAAAUUCCAGCCAAAGAGCCCAAACCAAAUGCAGUUCCUCUCAAGUCGGCGCUGAAGAAGAAGGGCGGGGCCAUGCCCACCUCCGCCUCCACGCCAGUCACGCCCACCCAGGAUCAUGGGGCGGGAAGCGCGGCAUCGGCAGCGGCCAUGGCAAAUAGCAACGGCGGUAUAGGUUCGAUGGCGGCAGCUGCUGCAGCAGCGGCCCAACAGUCCGCCAGUCAGCGUCCAUUGGUUAUUCGGCAGGAUGCAGCGGGCAACAACUAUUCGCUCAAGCCAAUACUUCGACCACGGAUUAGACUAUGCAGGCAGCAAAUGUUCAACAUCCAAUUGCCGUGCACUGUGGAAAACAAGGAGAACGCCCGACCGUUUGUGAUACGCGAAAGUAGCAGCGACAGCGACGAGAGCGAUGGCCAUAUUGUCUACAGGGACGAGGACAACGACAAUACGCGUCUGGCCAAGUUGGCCCGCAAGGAGUCGCUGUCCCUCAAACUGCAACUGCGGCCGGACAAGCAGGACCUGAUCAACCGCAACAUCCUGCACCAGGUCAACGACAACGAGCUCAAGGAGUCCAAGGAGGCGAUCGGAGCCCGUCUCAUCCGCCGCCUGUCGAUGAGACCCACGGCCGAGGAGCUGGUCGAGCGCAACAUUUUGAAAACUCAAUCACCCGCCGAGGAGAAAAAGCAAAAGGAGGAGAAGAAGUCGUAUCUGUUGCGCAAACUCAGCUUUCGGCCCACCGUCGAGGAGCUGAAGGAAAAGAAGAUCAUCCGGUUCAACGACUACAUCGAGGUCACGCAGGCCCACGACUACGAUCGAAGGGCGGACAAGCCGUGGACAAGACUGACGCCGAAGGACAAGGCCGCAAUUCGAAAGGAGCUGAACGAGUUCAAGUCCUCCGAAAUGGCCGUCCACGAGGGCAGUCGGCAUUUGACGAGAUUCCAUAGGCCAUGACGAUUGCAAUGGCAGCAACUUUCCAGCAAAUUGCAACAGCAACCCAAGCAACAAUUGUAUUUUAUGCAGCAUCAAAUUGUCAACAAAUAUUUAAAAGCAAAAAAUUAAGCCAACAAACUAAGAGUAACAAAAAAUAAGAAAACUUUCAAACCAGGCAUAAAAAGAAAAAUAAAAUAAAACGAAAAAAAAUACACAAAAAAAAAGAGGAAUGAAACGUGAGAAAUUGAGGAAAAUAUAGGAAAAAAAGCCACAUUCAAUACAUCAUAAUUGAUAGUUUUCUGUUGAUCAUAGCGAGAAAUGCCGCUCGGUUUUCUAAUUUUAAGUUCUUUAUGUUUCACCUUCUCCAUUUGUUAAUUGUGUGUAAAUAAAAUUAUUUUCGAUAUUCAAGCCAAUUUCACAACGCAAAUCAAAAUAUCAAUUCGUCUUUUGUAGAAAUGUUAAGUCGCUUUUUGAGUUAAGGCAAUUAUGUAUUAUAUUAUAUAAAAAUAAACAAUUAAACAACAACAAGGAGAAACACUAAAUGAUAUUCGAUUAAACAUUUACAUUAAUGAAAACUAAAUGGCUGAAAAAAAUUCAUUAAAGCUUAGGCAUUAAUUUACACUUACUGUUGCUUUCCAUACAUUUUUAAUUUUUGAAUUAAGCCAACUAAAAAAAACAACACAGAAAUAUACAAACAAAAUUCUAUACGAAAAAUUAUGUUUUACAUUUACACAACAUUAUUGUAAAAAGCUUAAACGUAAAAAAAAACAAAACACAACACAUUAAACUUAGAACUACGAUACAUUUACGAUAAUACCGAAAAAUAAACUCUAAUUUUUCGAAAGACAUGUUUACGAAAAAUAA
Molecule: messenger RNA, 4600 nt
Organism: Drosophila elegans
Lineage: Eukaryota; Metazoa; Arthropoda; Insecta; Diptera; Drosophilidae
Product: phosphatase and actin regulator 4
Biological process (GO): actin cytoskeleton organization
Molecular function (GO): actin binding
Source: RefSeq, a predicted model, not a curated record